This is a messenger RNA of Funneliformis geosporum, 3009 nucleotides long. NCBI's taxonomy places the organism in Eukaryota, Fungi, Glomeromycota, Glomeromycetes, Glomerales, Glomeraceae. The record is from the annotation of a GenBank genome assembly.
AUGAACUUUGAAGCUGAAGUGUGGAACGACAUUACUCCCAUUCCUCAGGACGACGGGCCUGACCCGCUAGCUCCAAUUGCUUAUAACGCUGAAUACGCCAAAGCCAUGAGUUACUUUCGCGCUGUUGCUCAAAAAAGCGAGCAUAGUGAAAGAGCCUUAGAUUUAACGAAAAAUAUUAUCGAACAUAACCCAGCUCAUUAUACUAUCUGGCGCUAUCGUCAACAAAUUUUAUUCGCUUUGAAUAUAGAUCUAUAUGAGGAAUUGGAUUUUGUGGACGAUCAAAUAGAACAUAACCCGAAGAAUUAUCAACUUUGGCAUCAUCGGCAAAUUAUAGUGGAAAAACUUAUGGAUGUAUCUCGCGAAUUACCAUUCAUUAAUAAUGUUUUGAAUGAAGAUGCAAAAAAUUAUCAUGCAUGGACUUAUAGACAAUGGGUUAUAAGAACUUUUAAUUUAUGGGAAGGUGAACUUGAAUUUAUUGAUAAAAUUUUGGAUAAAGAUGUUCGAAAUAACUCUGCCUGGAAUCAAAGAUAUUUUGCGAUAUUUUUCAAUCCAAAUAAACCUACUGAUGAUUAUCUUGCUCAAGAAAUUAAAUAUGUUAUUGAAAGGAUAAAGCUGGCUCCAAAUAAUAUAAGUCCGUGGAAUUAUAUUAAAGGAGUUAUUGCAAAGUCCGCCAAUGACAUUGGUAUUUUAGAAGGAUUAUGCAAAGAGAUUGAGGAACAAAAAAUUAUAUCUCCUCAUGCACUUGGAUGUCUUGUAGAUAUCCAUGAAAGUCGCGCACGAAAUGGUUCUGUUACGGAUAAAGAAGAAGGGAUCAAAAUUUGUACAACUUUAGCAGAAAAGCAUGAUACUAUUCGUAAAAAUUAUUGGGAAUAUAGGAAAGUCACAUUAGCUUCCGGAAACACUCAAUCUGGUGGUGGUCUUCCUCUCGGCGGUCCUGGUGAUGAUAAAAAAGAUGAUAAGGAUAAAGACAAGAAAAAGAAAUGGGAACCACCUCUCCCUACUCGCGUUGGGAAGAAAAAGAAGAGAGGACCUGAUGCAACUUCUAAAUUACCAGCAGUUUUUCCUACAACACGAUGUCGGUUGAAGCUCUUAAAAAUGGAACGGAUAAAAGAUUAUUUGUUGAUGGAAGAAGAAUUCGUUCAAAAUCAGGAACAAUUAAAACCCCAAGAAGAGAAGGCACAAGAGGAAAGAACCCGAGUAGAUGAUUUACGUGGAUCGCCUAUGGGCGUUGGUACUCUUGAAGAAAUUAUUGAUGAUGACCACGCGAUUAUUUCGUCAUCUACAGGACCAGAGUAUUAUGUUAGCAUUUUAUCUUUUGUAGAUAAAGAUUUAUUAGAGCCUGGUUGUUCAAUUCUGCUACAUCACAAGGCCAUGUCCGUUGUUGGUGUACUGCAAGACGAUACAGACCCAAUGGUCAGUGUAAUGAAACUUGAAAAGGCACCUACCGAAUCAUAUGCAGAUAUUGGUGGUUUAGAACAACAAAUUCAAGAAAUAAAAGAAUCUGUUGAAUUACCGCUAACGCAUCCAGAAUUAUAUGAAGAAAUGGGUAUUAAACCUCCAAAGGGUGUUAUUUUAUACGGUGUUCCGGGAACAGGAAAAACGUUGUUAGCCAAAGCUGUGGCUAACCAAACAUCAGCAACGUUUUUACGUGUUGUCGGAUCAGAGUUAAUUCAAAAAUACCUUGGAGAUGGACCAAAACUUGUGCGUGAAUUGUUCCGUGUCGCAGAAGAACACGCACCUUCAAUUGUUUUUAUUGAUGAAAUUGAUGCGAUUGGAACAAAGCGUUAUGAAUCGAAUUCUGGUGGUGAGAGAGAAAUUCAACGAACUAUGUUGGAGCUUUUAAAUCAAUUGGAUGGGUUUGAUUCUCGAGGAGAUGUUAAAGUUGUUAUGGCAACAAAUCGUAUUGAAUCACUGGAUCCGGCAUUAAUUCGUCCGGGUCGUAUUGAUCGUAAAAUUGAAUUUCCAUUACCAGAUGUGAAAACCAAACGGCGUAUCUUCAAUAUUCAUACCAGUAGAAUGACUUUAGCAGCGGAUGUAGAUCUUGAAGAAUUUGUAAUGUCAAAGGAUGAUUUGAGUGGAGCUGAUAUAAAGGCUAUUUGUACCGAAUCAGGUUUAUUGGCUCUUCGUGAAAGGCGUAUGAAAGUUAUUGCUGAAGAUUUUAGAAAAGCACGUGAAAAAGUUCUUUACCGUAAAACAGAAGGCACACCAGAAGGACUUUAUUUAGAGGGACUUAAAGAAUCAACUGGAGUAAAUCAAAAACUUGAAAGAAUUGAGAGUGAAACGGUUAAUUCGGAAGAACAAAUCGAUCCAAUUUAUCUGGAACCACAACGGAUUCCUCCAAAGCAUAAUAUAGUAGUAUGUCAUAUACAUUUUCGUUCAUAUACACCGGGACCAAUGGAUUUUUUUGUUGAUUUUGCACGUCGUACGGCAUUUCACCUUACAAUUCCAUGUUCUGGUACAAUUUAUUUACCUACUCAAAGAACAAGAUGGACAAUGCCAAAAGGACCUUUUGUACAUAAAAAAUCUCAAGAAAAUUUUGAAAGAAAAACUCAUAAAAGAUUAUUAACAUUUAAAGAUGCAAAUACAAAUGUGAUCGAUAGAUUAUUAUUAUAUUUAACUAAAUAUUGUCCCCCUGGUAUUGGUAUGAGGGUAACACGAUGGGAAAGGGAAGAUUUAGGAGUGGGUAAAAGGAUGUUGAAAAAUGCCAAAACUAAAGAGGAAUCUAGAAUGUAUAAAAGCGUUGAAAAGGAAUCUGUCGACACUGUUGAUGGUAAGAAGGUUUUAAGUGUUGGAAAUGUAGCUGACCUACUUAUUAAGGGUAUGGAAAAAGAUUUGGCUAUAAAAGAUGAUUUAAAGAAGUCUUUGAGGAAUGAAAUUGAUUCCGAAUCAAAAGAUAAGGUAGAAAUAUCUAUGGCUGAUAGUAAUAAAGUGGAUGAUAAUACUGAAGAGAUUGGUAGUGAAAGUGGUGAUAAUAAUGAAGAAGUACCUGCGAAAGCCGAUUCAACGUAA